Messenger RNA from Bactrocera tryoni, 2745 nucleotides. RefSeq names its product extensin-like. The transcript is spliced from 3 exons. Lineage: Eukaryota; Metazoa; Arthropoda; Insecta; Diptera; Tephritidae. The record is from RefSeq and is a predicted model, not a curated record. Bases 1 to 2601 code for a protein of 866 amino acids.
AUGUGGCGUUUACUUUUAUUCAGCAUCCUAAUUGCAUCCACACAUAGCGCGCCCGAAACGCCACUUUGUCCAGAUGGUGGUGAGCCGGUGUGCGCGAAGAGUGGCUUUGAAUUCAUUUACUUCGAGAACGAAUGUAAAUUGAAUGUUUUUAGCUAUAAAGAGCUUUUUGCUGGCCGCCCAAGUCCCACUAGAGUGUCGCUGGUGGAAUGCUUCUCUAAUUGCGCUGGAAUCGUAUGCCCCGCUAUAUUCCAGCCAGUUUGCGCUCAGCAAGUGCCAACAGGUGCCGUGCAAACAGUGUCCAAUGCCUGCCUAGUGAAUCAGCUGAUUUGUCAGACGCGACAACAAUGGGUAAUCAUCGCCAAUGGUGCAUGUCCAGAUACUUCAGCACCCAACCAGGGCUAUUUUGUAUCUUCCGGCACUGAUACGGUGCCGCCAGUGGGUCCUUACUCGCCAGUUCCUGCACCUGCGCCGGCCCCUACCCAAAGUUACGAGCCUAAAGCCACAUAUGAACCAACAGCAGCGCCAGCAGCAACAUAUUAUUCACCACAAACGCCAGCAGCACCUGCUGAACCCGCACCGACCACAAGCUACAACGCUCCGAACUCUCAAACGUGUGCUGCAGAUUACUCAGCUUUGGCACCAGAAUCAGUUCCUUCCGGUUCUUACGCUUCCCCAGCAUCUGUUGAACCCGUCCCGCCCACAAGCUAUGACGCUCCGGAGCCUCAAACUUGUGCUGCUGAUUACUCAGCUUUGGCACCAGAACCAGUUCCUGCCGAUUCUUACGCUGCACCAGCGCAAGACUCUUAUGCAGCACCGAGCCAAACUUUACCGACUGUUCCGUCACCUUACUCACCACCAGCAGCGUCUGACUCUUAUAUUACAGCAGCUCAAAGUCCAUCGCCUGGUUCCAAUUCUUAUUUAGCCACCGGUGUAGAUCCUGCUCCAUUCGCUUACCCACCUUCCGAUUAUGUUGCGGCGCCAGCGACUUUGCCAACCGCAAACACAUGCCAAGCUUCUUACAGUCAAGAACCAGCACCAGGAUAUGCUUCAAUACCUGCAGUAGAUUCAUACGCUGAUCCAUCUGCAGCCAUAUCUUCAUCGAAUUACGCAGCACCUGCGCCAACUUCAGUCCCAGCCACUUACGAUUCUGCUCCAUUAUCUUAUUCUACGGCCGGAGCAGUCCCGGCUCCGGCACCACCAGCAUAUCAGGACACCUAUCAACAAUCUCCUUCUGAUUAUGUAUUAACUGCACAGAGUCAAACGGCUUAUUCUGCAGUAGCACCAGCGCCAGUCUCUUACGAACCAGCGCCACUACCUUGCUCUGCAUCCGUUCCCGCUUUGGCACCAUCAGUAUAUCAGGAACCUCCUCAACAAUCUCCAUCCGUCUAUGCAUCCCCUGCACCGAAUCCAAUGGCUUAUCCUGCACCAGCGCCAGUCACUUACGAACCAGCGCCACUACCUUGCUUUACAUCCGAAAUUGUUCCUGGUCAAGCGCCAUCACCAUAUCCAGAUUCGUCUCAACAAUCUCAAUCUGCCUAUGCAUCACCUGCACCCAGUUCAACUGCGAAUCCUGCCCCAGCACCAGCCCCAGUUCCGGCCACUUACGAACCAGCUUUGCCACCAUCACCUUAUCAGGACGCUCAAUCUCCAACCGUCUAUGCAUCACCUGCACCGAGUCCAACGGCUUAUCUUGCACCAGCACCAGCCCCAGCCUCAUACGAUCCUACUCCAUUACCUUGCUCUGAAUCCGAAGCAGUUCCUGCUCUGGCCCCACCAGCAUAUCAGGAUUCCUAUCAACAAUCGUCAUCUGCUUAUGCAUCACCUGCACCGAGUCAAACUACUUAUCCUGCACCAGCACCAGCACCUACUUCAACUUCUUAUGGAAACCGCGAUUAUGCGGUAGAAACUCCAUCCACUUGCUCAUCAUCGAGUCAGUACCCCGCCGUUUCAGCUAAUCAAGAGCCAAAUUCAUAUGCCGCACCUAGUCAACCCGCAUAUUCAGAAGCUAAUCCAAACCCAGCCGCGGCGGUACCAUCCUCCUACAGUGUUCCAGCUCCUGCUCCUUACUCAGCCUCUGAUCAAUAUACGGCACCAGAAUCAAACUCUUACGCGUCCACAAACCAAAAUUCUAUACCUGGUUCCAAUUCUUACCCCUAUCCUAGUCCAGCCCCAGCCACAGAUCUGAGCGUAUACUCUGCUCCUACGCCGUCAGUAAGUCCCUACACAGCGGAAUAUCCAUUACCCGCUCCUGUGGCCUUACCAGCUCCUGCAACGGAUCCUGCUAAUUACUCGCCGACAUCAGCUUACUCGCCGACACCAUCGCCUGCAUGUACGUGCUCAUCAAAUCCAGCGCAAUCUGUUCCUUGGUGGCCUUCACAAUCGAAAAUUGCGUCGCUUAAAUACGAUAUUCCUGCGAUUAUUGGAGGUCAACAAGAUAUUUCGGAGGCAUAUACACCAGACAUCGCUGCUUUAAUUUCGAAAUGGAUUGAUAGUAAUCCCCUGAUAUCAAAGAAUGGCUUGCAGUCUCUUGCUCCCUUUUAUUAUCAGCCCACUUAUACACUCAUCGAAUAUAGAGGUUCGAAAGGUCCACGUUCAUAUUAAAAGAUGACUUAAAGAGUGACCUGAAGUUUAGCCUAAAUUAAUUUCCAAUGUGAUUCUUGUAUGAAUGUGUGCAUGUAGUUGUAAGACCAUCCCCGACCCAUUGAAAUUGUUUAUAUAUACUAUAAUAGUUAUUCCUUAAAUAUA